GGGGGAAGAAAGAGCUAUAUAUUAGGUUCGCAGUUCUUGCGUUGUAAUAGUCAGUUGAAAAUUAAAAUCCGAGGGAUAGAGAACACGAAGCGUACAGCGAUUCACUGGAAAUACUUAAAAGUAAGAGUGGUUUACAUGUCCAAUUGCGGAUGCCCCAUUUGAACGAUCGGUGCAAGUUCACUAACCUUCACGUUUUGUUCACGUGUUACACGUUGAAACUUGAAACACAAUCCAGUGCGUGUUCGCUGUCUAGCCUAUUAUUGAAGACAUUUUAAAAAUAAACUUUUAACUCUGGGUUUCAAAGGAUUUCAUCAAGUUAAUUUUUGUCCUCGGUUGUUUGACACAACUCUGUUGCUUUCGCCGAGGCAUUUGGAAAUUUUAAAUCAUGUUUGACGAAGUAAAUGGACUGAUGCGCCUCCGCGCUCUCGUUGACGAAUCGACUUUGGAACACCCGAUAAAGGAGGAGCUCCUUCUCUGCUUCCUUCGCGCGCGAAAAUACAACGUAGAUCGAGCCUUCAAAUCUCUCAAGAAUUAUCUCAAAAUGGUGAAGAACUAUCCUGAACUUUUCACCAAUUUGUCCGCAUUCAAAUUGCGUUUUCAGCUGAAGGAACAAUUGCAACUCGUUUAUAAAUCCAGGGAUAAGCAAGGCCGUCGUAUCUUUAUUUUCCGAGCAGGGCGAUGGAAUCCGAAGGAAUGCUCCCUAGAUGACAUAUUCCGCUGUAACUUAUUUUGCCUCCAACAGCUCGCUUCAAAUCUUGACUCUCAGAUAAACGGGAUUGUGGCCAUUGUUGAUCUCGAAAACCUCGGUCUGCACCAAGCAAGGCACUUUACGCCGAGCUAUGCCAAGAAAAUUGCUGAUUUAUUAAUAGAAACAUUUCCCAUAAGCUUUCAAAUUAUCCAUAUUGUUAAUCAAAAUUGGAUUGUUCACACCCUUAUGUCCAUUAUUUGGCCUUUCCUGUCAGCUAAAAUCCAAAAACGGAUGCUAUAUCACGGAUCUUGCUGGGCUUCCUUGCACGAAUACGUAGACGUUGCGGAUUUGCCAGAAGAUUACGGCGGUUUUCGAGAGCGGCUGGAUUGCUCAAAACUGCCUGACACAAAAGUCUCCAUUGAAGAAACUUGCAAUUUAUUCAACUUGAACUAACACUGUGAUUUAAAUCUUCCAUAAAAGUCAAAUAUCCCCCCCCCCCCUCCUUUUUUUAUUGAAAAUGUAAACUGAAUUGAUGUAAGCAAAUAAACGAAUGGGUCUUGAAACUUA
Daphnia pulex (common water flea) is the source of this 1255-nucleotide messenger RNA. RefSeq names its product alpha-tocopherol transfer protein-like. The record is from RefSeq and is a predicted model, not a curated record. Gene Ontology annotation, cellular component: membrane. Gene Ontology annotation, molecular function: phosphatidylinositol bisphosphate binding. The transcript has 8 exons. The coding region runs from base 386 to 1141 and encodes 251 amino acids. Lineage: Eukaryota; Metazoa; Arthropoda; Branchiopoda; Diplostraca; Daphniidae.